Molecule: messenger RNA, 279 nt
Organism: Cynocephalus volans (Philippine flying lemur)
Lineage: Eukaryota; Metazoa; Chordata; Mammalia; Dermoptera; Cynocephalidae
Gene: HCST
Product: hematopoietic cell signal transducer
Exons: 5
Coding region: 1-279 (92 amino acids)
Biological process (GO): positive regulation of phosphatidylinositol 3-kinase/protein kinase B signal transduction; regulation of immune response
Cellular component (GO): membrane
Molecular function (GO): phosphatidylinositol 3-kinase binding; signaling receptor binding
Source: RefSeq, a predicted model, not a curated record
AUGGUCCCUCCAGGCCAUAUCCUGCUCCUGCUUUUGCUCCCAGUGGCCGCAGCUCAGAUGACCCCAGGUGAGAGAUCACUCCCUCCCUUUUGCCCUGCACUUCAGGGUUCCUGUUCCGGAUGUGGGCCCCUUUCCUUGCCGCUCCUGGCAGGCCUUGUGGCCGCCGAUGCGGUUAUGUCACUGGUAAUUGUGGGGGUGGUGUUCAUGUAUGCUCGCCCACGCCGCAGGCCCACCCAAGAAGAUGGCAAAGUCUACAUCAACAUGCCUGGCAGGGGCUGA